Messenger RNA from Pyrenophora tritici-repentis Pt-1C-BFP, 1671 nucleotides. NCBI's taxonomy places the organism in Eukaryota, Fungi, Ascomycota, Dothideomycetes, Pleosporales, Pleosporaceae. The record is from RefSeq and is a predicted model, not a curated record.
AUGACCGACUCUGCCGAACCCAGUCGUGCCGUCUACGGCUUCAAGUGGUUUUUGGUCGUACUUGCCAUCGUAUCCAGCCUCGGCCUAUACGCUCUGGAUAACACCAUCGUCGCGAAUAUUGUUCCCAUCAUCAUUCAAGACUUGGGCCAAGCUGAACAGCUUGCCUGGCUUUCUGUGGGCUUCACUGCCGGAGGUCUCUGUCUUCUAUUGCCCCUUGGCAAGAUAUACGCCCUCUUCGAUCCCAAAUAUGUCUACCUCGCUUCGGGACUUCUUUUCUUCGUCGGCUCUGCACUUUGCGGUGCGGCUCGCAACAUGAACACCAUGAUUGUGGGUCGCGUAGUGGCUGGAAUCGGCGGAAACGGGUUAUACAUGGGUUCUGUUACCCUCUUGUGCCUCAACACCUCGCCGCGAGAAAGACCUGUGUACUUGAGCCUCAAUGGCCUCAUCUGGGGUGUCGGUACUGUCCUCGGACCUAUCUUGGGAGGCCUCUUCGAAAGUGCCGGCGCUGGCGGAUGGCGAUGGGCCUUCUAUAUCAAUCUAUGUGCAGGCGCUGUUCUCGCUCCAAUCUGGAUAUUUCUCCUUCCUUCGGCAUCGCCGGCUGACAAGCCCUCGAAACGCGCUCGCGCUGCCAGAUUAGAUUGGCUUGGUACCAUCUUCAUACUCGCCUCCAUGCUUCCACUGGUGCUGGCAGUUGACUUUGGAGGCAGGCUGUUCAGCUGGAGUAGCGCUGCCUCAAUCGUCCUCUUCGUCCUCGCCGCCGUAUUUCUGGUUGUGUUUGCGGUACAGCAACAUUUCAGUUUUACCACGAACGAACGAGAUCGGCUCUUCCCCAUGCAUUUUAUGACCAAUGGUCACGCUGUGCUUCUAGCUGUCAUUGCAGCUGCAUGCGAUGUCUUCACUUUCGUACCGAUUUACUACAUUCCUCUUUAUUUCCAGUUCACACGUGGCGAUGACGCUCUCCAGUCAGGUGUUCGACUUCUUCCCUACAUUGCACUUCUCAGUGCCGCCAUGCUGGCGAAUGGGGCUUUCAUGUCCAAGGUGGGUCACUACAAGGCAUGGUACGUCGUCGGAAGUGCACUCGCACUCAUAGCCACUGUUCUCUUGUGUAAGCGUCCUCGUGCCCUACAUGCUUCGCAAUCUCACACUUUAGCAGCUCGAGUAACGAUCGACACCCCGACACGCAAUAUCUAUGGUUUCGAAAUACUUCUUGGUUUGGGCUCGGGCGCCUAUGUGCAAGCCGGUUACGCUGUCCUCUUUUCCAUCCUCGAGCCAAAAGACAUGGCCUUUGGUACUAGUUUCAUGAUGUUAGCGCAACUUUGUGGCAUCACCUUUGGCCUAGCUAUCGCCAGUGCAAUCUUCGUCAACGACGCCGUAUCCUCAAUCGCUACCGUUCUCCCCAAUUUGUCAAGCGAACAAGUUCAGCAUGCCAUAGAAGGGGCAGCAGGCGAACUCUUCUCGGGUCUCGAUAAAUCGUCGCAGACUGCGCUUUCCAACGCGCUGGUCAAUUCUUUGCGAAAGACAUUCAUACCAUGCUACGCAGCAGCUGCAUUGUGUCUGGUUCUUUCUGUCAUACUACCAAUGCACGCGAGUUCCCCGUCCGACUCAGAGUCCGCGCUCACGGACAAGGAUGCUGGCCGUGUCAAGGAAGCGGAUGAGUCAGAGAGCCAAUAA